CGCCGAUAUGAUCGAUCGCCACAGGGCCAGCGCAGCACGCAGCACGCCCGGUGUGUUAGCUUCAAAGUAGCGGUGAUGAUUUUUACAACUUGUAGAUAACCUUCAGGAUACAAAACAUGACGGACUACGCCGAAGAGCAGAGGAAUGAACUAGAAGCGAUAGAGUCCAUCUACCCAGACUCCUUCACAGUUCUUUCAGAUAACCCCACCAGCUUCACCAUCACUGUGACAUCAGACGCAGGAGAAGAUGGAGAAAUUGUGGAAACGUUGUUAAAGUUCACAUAUGUAGAGAAAUAUCCAGACGAGGCUCCGCUGUGGGAGAUUCAAUCCCAGGAGAACCUGGAGGAUGUCGACGUGGGGGAGAUCCUCACUUUACUCCAACAGCAGGCGGAGGAGAACCUGGGCAUGGUGAUGAUCUUCACGUUGGUCACAGCCGUUCAGGAGAAACUCAACGAAAUCGUCGACGUGAUGAAAAACAGACGAGAGGAAGAGAAAGAACGGAAAGAGAGAGAGUUAGAGGAGGCGGAGAAGGUAUUGUUCCAGGGCACUGUGGUCACCAUUGAGAACUUCCUGGCAUGGAAAGCGAGGUUUGAGCUGGAGGUGGACGAGCUGAGGAAGAAACGGCAGAAAGAGGAGGAGCAGGGGGGAAAACUCAAACUCACCGGUAAACAACUGUUUGAGACAGAUCACAACCUGGACACGUCUGACAUCCAGUUCCUUGAAGACGGUGGAAACAGCGUAGAAGUGGACGAGUCUCUGUUCCAGGACAUCGAGGACUUGGACCUGGAUGAGGACGACCCAGACUUUGACCCUUUAGAGAUGGGCAGCGACGAAGACUAAUCUAGGACCAGGACUGUGAGGACUGACCGGACCUUGCACCGGGGGUCUCUGGAAACGGUUUAAUCCCAACAGCUGCUUUCAUUUUGUAAAGACUCUCACAGCAGCUGGAGAGAGAAUCUGCAGAAACACAACGUAUACACAGCCAUGAGUGUUAAUUCAACGCCUGAAUAAUUAAAAUGUACCAGAUUAAUGUCUGACCUCGCUCUGCUGCUGUGUGGCAGCGCUGAUGUUCGGCCAGUAGGGGGCAGUACAGUGUCGUUAAGUGAGUCCAGGGAAAAGAAAAGCAUUCAGACACACAAUACUCAAAUGAAUAAAUAAACUCUUUUACAAUAACAA
Messenger RNA from Labrus mixtus (cuckoo wrasse), 1175 nucleotides. It is a transcript of the gene rwdd1, whose product is annotated as RWD domain containing 1. The transcript has 7 exons. NCBI's taxonomy places the organism in Eukaryota, Metazoa, Chordata, Actinopteri, Labriformes, Labridae. Gene Ontology annotation, biological process: cytoplasmic translation. Gene Ontology annotation, molecular function: protein binding. Bases 117 to 839 code for a protein of 240 amino acids. The record is from RefSeq and is a predicted model, not a curated record.